Penaeus monodon (black tiger shrimp) is the source of this 573-nucleotide messenger RNA. Its product is annotated as extensin-like. Bases 1 to 573 code for a protein of 190 amino acids. Lineage: Eukaryota; Metazoa; Arthropoda; Malacostraca; Decapoda; Penaeidae. The record is from RefSeq and is a predicted model, not a curated record. The transcript is spliced from 4 exons.
AUGACGAUCGCAGCAUCCCUGCAGUUGAAUGCAGCUACCGGGCGCGGAUCCUACAAGACAAUCUUGUGGCAUUUCCACGGGACAGUAACCCGGUAUUCCAUUAGCGUUGUGAAGCAGGGCAAAUCCAACACCCAGGCCACGACGCGGGGAUUAAUGAGUCAGCCAUCGCUGAGUGAGACAGUGAGUCAACCAUCGCUCAAUGAGUCAGUGAGUCAGCCAUCGCCGCCAGUGAGUCAGCCAUCGCUCAAUGAGUCAGUGAGUCAGCCAUCGCUCAAUGAGUCAGUGAGUCAGCCAUCGCCGCCAGUGAGUCAGCCAUCGCUCAAUGAGUCAGUGCGUCAGCCAUCGCUCAAUGAGUCAGUGAGUCAGCCAUCGCCGCCAGUGCGUCAGCCAUCGCUCAAUGAGUCAGUGAGUCAGCCAUCGCCGCCAGUGCGUCAGCCAUCGCUCAGUGAGUCAGUGAGUCAGCCAUCGCCGCCAGUGCGUCAGCCAUCGCUCAGUGAGUCAGUGCGUCAGCCAUCGCCGCCAGUGCGUCAGCCAUCGCUCAAUGAGUCAGUGCGUGAGCCAUCGCUGGAGUAG